Molecule: messenger RNA, 2733 nt
Organism: Orussus abietinus
Lineage: Eukaryota; Metazoa; Arthropoda; Insecta; Hymenoptera; Orussidae
Gene: Ada3
Product: transcriptional adapter 3-B
Exons: 2
Coding region: 260-1627 (455 amino acids)
Biological process (GO): regulation of transcription by RNA polymerase II
Cellular component (GO): SAGA complex
Molecular function (GO): transcription coactivator activity
Source: RefSeq, a predicted model, not a curated record
AUUUCAUAAUCCAUAACGUUGUACACGUAUGUACUUGCGUACACAGAAUGUAGUAUAAUUGAUAAAUCGAGCAAAUAGAAGGCGUAAACGACUACUGGAAGCCAGCGGUACGCAUUGGUAUGUAUGUUAGGUCCGCCAAAGCGAGCGACGAGAAAGACGCGUUCCCAUGGAAUUGGACGAGGCGUAAGUGGGGAACAUUUAGCGAACCGUUGACGACGUGUCAAGUUGAGCACCCGAAGACAAGCGAACUGAUCGGAGUAUGUCAGGAAAGGGUAAACAGGGUUUCAAGAAAACUCCCAUCAAGGUGCGCGAGGGUGGGAAAUCAGCGCAGAACAAUCCGAUGUCCUCGGACACGAGCUCCGAGGGCGCCGAGAUGUCCGUGACCUUGCUAGUAAUCAAAACGGCCGACAACGCGAAACACCUGCCCAGAUACACAGGAGUGUUACAAAGAACCGUAGAAGAGGGCGUAGUCAUGGAUGACCUGGACACGCUGCAACUAGAACUGGAGAUGUUGCUAUCGUCAGUGGUGGUAAGAAACCGCACCCUUCAGGAGGAAAUAACGAGUCUCUCUUCUGCAGAGGAACGGAGAGACAGGCGCUCCAAGAGUGGGAAGAGUCUCUCGCUGUUGGAUAAGCGACCCCGAGAGGAAAGGGCCAAGCCUAAGGAAACUACGACCAAGAUUCAGUCCCCACUUCCAGCCAGACUCUCCAAGCAAAGGACUGUGGGCACGCCGUCGAAUCAGAUCGUACCUAAUCCACAUAAGAUCACCAGAGUAAACAGGUCCAAGACGGACGUCCCUAACGAGACGACGAACAAAUUUUGGGCCUCCGUGGACCCCUAUUGCACAGACAUAGUCCCUGACGAUAUCAAACUGCUGGAGGAGCUUAUUGCCACACACAGUGACCUCGGGGAGUUUAAGAAGAUCCCCCCACUAGGUCGGCACUACAGCCUCCUCUGGGCUCACGACGAUCUGUCCCAGGAGGAGGACGCUGCCAAUCCCAACAGGGAUAAGAAGAAGAACCGAUCCGAUGCCUCUCUCCUAGUAUCUAAGGCAGACAGGAAAGGUAACGGCAUCGUCGGUCCUCUUACCCAGAGACUGGUUUCGGCACUGCUGGAGGAGAAUGUCUAUGUAGGAAAUAACAACACGGAUGGCAAGUUGUUUAGGGAUGGCGACCCUCCGGUCCUGCGAGACCUCACCGUCCAAAACUCCAUGAACCUUGAGCUGAGGAUGCACAAGGAACUCGUCGAGCAGGGCAUCCUAGAGGCGGACGCACAAAAGAAAAGUCAGGAAGAUGACGAGAUCCUCCUGGAGAUUAAACGUUGCCAACAAGAGCUAUCGGCUCUGUCUAAUCAUAACGUUGCACAGCUUAAGAGGUUGCUAAACCUGGCACAAGAAGAGAGCAAACGUCAAGCCCUAAAACGUCGAAUAGCUGUUGUUGAUGAGGAAGCGGUCGAACACUACAAGAAGCUGUUGGUGUGCAAACAGCAGGAAGUUCCGUUAACCAGGAAGGAAGAAGAAAGGGCGUGGGCCUGCCUCAGGGAUCGAGAGAGCCUCCUGGAGCGACUCAACAUGUUACCUUCUAAUACUAUCGGUGAACCAGUUGGUGUCAACAGUGCAAAGACUUAAUUUAAAUCCAUGAUUCACUGACGAUAACAUGUCCGAAUGGAAUACACCGAAUGUGUAGCCGAAAGAUGGGUUACAUCUUGUCCAAACACUUUGACAACUCCCCUACAACGCUUUGAUUUCGCAAAGAACACCUUCGACUUGCAAUUUUUGGGGAAGUACAACAUUCUCGAUGUACAUACUUGACAGUAUCUGUAUCCAUAUUCGUGUUGGAUUUUGACCCAGUUUGGGCCUAAUACCAGAUACUGGACAUCGAAGUCUCUGCGGUGUUUAAUUUAUAAGUAGUGCAUUUAACUCUAAGAAUUAACUUCAAGGAACGGUGUAGGCCUUACUGUGACCUAUGACCUACGAACAACUGUGUUAGUUUAAAGAUUAAAAAUUAAAAAUGAAAGAAAAUGUACUUGCUCCCUUUUCUUGCCCAGCUUAACGUCUUACACUCCAUCUUUGAGGGGGUCGCUCUUAAAUAGAACCAUAAAAUUGGAUAUUCUGUAUGAAUCCUCCCUUUUAACAGGAAAAAAGUGUAAAUAACGGAUUUUUGAGACUCGUUCCUAAGUUCAUAGGACAUUUCCCAAAUCAUCGAAAAAUCACUAGAUCAAAUGAAAAACAAUUCGACCAAAAACAAGUAAAUAUUCCCAUAAAGUCUAAAAUCCCAAAAAAAAUUUAGCACGAUUAUACAUCACGCGUUGUAUAAAAUCACGAUAUACAAGAAUUCGACUCGUAAAACCCUAAUAAAAAAAAAACACAUUUAGGACGAUUAUACAUCACGCGUUGUAUAAGAUCGCGAUAUACAAGAACUCGCCUCGUAAAAUCAUAAUAAAAAACAAAAUCCACGUUCAGCACAAUUAUACGUCACGAGUUGUAUAAAAUCGCGAUACAAAAAUUUGCCUGGUAAAACCCUAAUAAGAAAAUUUUUUUUUUUAAAUAAGUUUAGCACGACCAUCGUCAUAUCCAAUUGCCUUCGUCCAACAAUGCAAUUACGAGGCAGUAGAAAUUGUUAGCGAUGGAGAUAAGCUAUGGCAUGCUUGACCACAGUAAACGAGGAACUUCCGGAUCUUGUACAUACAUACAGUACUACACAAGAGUCGCAAUAUCAUUCCUGCUUAUGAAAA